Molecule: messenger RNA, 5741 nt
Organism: Poeciliopsis prolifica (blackstripe livebearer)
Lineage: Eukaryota; Metazoa; Chordata; Actinopteri; Cyprinodontiformes; Poeciliidae
Product: dual specificity protein kinase splA
Exons: 9
Coding region: 106-3114 (1002 amino acids)
Source: RefSeq, a predicted model, not a curated record
CAGGAAGCUGCCACAUUAGGAAACAAGCGAUACAUUUGAAGCCGUAUCGGUGUAAAAACAACAUGAGUGAAGGACGAAAGCAUUUUGACUGGCCUGACUGACGCAAUGAAGGGCUGGCUCUCCACCGGUCUGUCUCUGGCAGUUCUCCUUUCUGCAAAAGUCCUGGCACAGACCCCAGUGCCAAUCAACUUCAUCCCAGCUCUGGUGCAGGUCCAAACAGGCAGUGAUAUCCUGUUCACAGUGCAGGUUGACGCUGCUGUUUUCUCCAUGUCAUGGGCUUACCAAACGGGAGCUACUCUGGGUAUGUGGACCCCAUCUGCCUCUUCUGACAACAAUGUACCUCAGUUCCAAGGCAGACUCGUCUUCAGUGCCACCCAGCUUCGAAUCAGAGCAGCUCAGCUCAACGAUGCAGGGUUCUACACAGUGGAUGUGGUGCCCGCCUCUUCCACAGGCUUUGUGAAAAACUCCCGAUCCGUGGAGCUGAAGGUGUUUGACCCAGUUGCUGGGAUAAGUCUGACUGUCCCUUCAGUGGCAGUGGAGGAGAAAAAUGUGUCUCUGAGUUGCACGUGGACCGGUGGUACUAAAGUAACUGCACAGUGGCAGAAAGAUGGCACAGCCAUCACACCCGAUUCUAGAAUCACCAUCUCCAGUGGCUUUUUAGUAAUCAACCCAGCCAGACGUGAUGAUGCCGGAGAGUACUCUUGCACCGCCAGCAACAAUGUCAGCGCCCAGACUUCCACAAAGAGCCUCACUGUCUACUAUGGACCCAACACUCCCGUCCUGACUGUCGACUCCCCAAAGAAAUGCGUCGGUGGAGGGGACGUGUUGGUGGGCCAAGCAGUGCGUCUCACCUGUACUUCGACCUCGCUGCCCUCUGCCACGUUCUCAUGGGAACGUGACGGACAGCCCAUCUCAUCCGGGGCGCCAGACAGUGGGGUGCUCAGUCUCCAGACCUUCUCGACUAAAGAGAGUGGCCAGUAUGCGUGCAUAGCCACAAACAGCAUCACCAGGGGCACGUCGAAGCAGAGCUAUAACUUGACAGUUGUGGGUGUUUGUUUUGAUGGAGGGGAAGUUGCAGGGAUUGUGAUUGGAGCUUUCCUGGGCCUCCUAAUCAUUGUGCUUCUUAUUUUGUUCCUCGUUGUUCUUGUGCGAAGGAAAAGAGCACAGGCACAAAGGAGCAAUGUUGUGUUUGAUCCGGAGACAGAUCCAAUUGGAAGACCUCUGCCUCCAGAUCCUCAAACUAAUGGUGUAUGGAAUUUGGACCAAGGUCUCCAGCCUCCGCUCCAUCAGACGAACAGGCAAGCAAACCAACCUGAGCACUUAAUCACCAACAACCUUGAAACCCAGGCAAGCCCACAGGCGCGGACUCUGAACAGAGAGCGUGACUUUGACGUUCAGCAAAAUAAUAGCCGCACUCGCACAAACCAACGUCGGCAAAAUCUUACCUCAUACCCAAACGAUGGCUUUGACAAUCCAGCUUUUACACACAUGGAUUCUCAGAAUGUAAGCUUGGCUCCGAGCAUGCAGCAGCAGCAAAAUCCAAACAUUCUUAUUCAGGCCGUACCUGGGCAGGGUGGCAGACAGCCUCCAGCAGUUCAAGUCAGCCUCAAUUCUAAUAAUCCAAACAACAAUGCUCAUAUACCCACUAUUAAUGUCAACCUCAACUCCUAUCCAGGCAAUGGCCAACAGGCUCUGCAAGAAAGUUCUUCUCCUCCAAGUAAUCAAGGCUUUAAUGGUGUUCCACAAACGCGAAACAACUUCAGAGACACAAGGUGGUUGAAUGCUGCAACACAAGGCGGACAGUUCUAUCCAAGUAACCACAGACUAAAUGGUCAUGUUAAUCAAAAUUAUCAAGAUGAAGCUGGACUUAUUCCAACUGGAUACACACAUUUUAAUAACAAUAUGACUUCCCAGCUAAAUGAAAACACACAGACCUAUCAGCAGGAGCCAGAGCCUCAUAGAAGACCAGACAGAGAGUCAAGACAACAUGAGUCAACACCGAGAUCCAGGCAGAGACAGAUCCCAUGGGACUUUCUCAGAGGAACUCCAGCAUACCCCAACGGGACGCCUCAAAGAGUACAAAUGCAACCUGAAGCUGAUUCAGAUUACAGUGCAGAGUACACCGUGCAUCCUCCCAUACGAGAGGGACGUACAGUAAACAGACUGCCACCUCAGAGCCAAGCCGAUACACGGCGGAGAACUCCUCCGAGACGCGAUCCACCCUCAGAGGACAGUCAGACCUAUCAUGCUGCUGAUCGUCCUCAAAAUGCUAAUAAUGAUAUGCUCCCUGAGCACUCACACCACACACAGAGAAACCCCCGUGCAGAGAGGGAAAGGUCUCAGCGAGACAUCAGAGGUAGCCAGACUGCCCCCAGGCAGGAAACUACUCGCAGCAAUAACCCCCAGGCAUCGCCGCUCAUGAGCCAGCAGGCCUCUGCAGGCAACGCUGUUAUGUCACAAGAACCCACAGCACAACAGGGACUUACUACACCACAGGGCACAGAUACAAGAGCUUUGGCUGAUCCUAAUCACCUUCACCAGCCCCACACAGCACAACAAAACAUAGUUGCACCAGCCCAAACACGGCGAGGUCAGACACAGCCUGUCAUGCACGGUGCCAUCCAGCCGCGUCAGAGGGGCGCCGAUCCAGUCCCAGUGCCUCCUGCCCAGCAUAAUUCCAGUAACCUAACCCAGGCUGCAGUGAGAGCCCACACUGAGAGGGCUCAAGUAUUUAAAAAUCGGAGAGAGCAAACUCAGACGGCCCUGAUUCACUCUGGCACAGUGCAGACUCCAGCUCCUGCUGCUGGAGGUCAACAGCCACCUCCGCCUCCUCCUCCUAUCCCUCUGGAACAGUUUCAAGCCCUUCCCAAGACACACACCCAACACAAAUCCCCAACAAGGGUUCCACAGCCGCUCAGACAGAACAUGCCAGCAACUCAGCGGCAGCACGGUGCAUCUCGCCACACCACCAUGAUGCCUCGCAACCACCACCAUCAUCCUGGCCACGCGCAGGCAGGCGCACACCGGCACGGCCAUGUGCACACUCACAAUCACAGGCAUCCCGCCAAUGCUGCUGCAUGGCAGCAACAAGCCCACAGAGGAAGACCAAGAUGAUGACAGAUGUCAGCAGACAAGGCUCUGCAACUAUCCCGCAUGCACUGUCACAAACAAACAGCUGACAGACGUGAUCUAAUAUUCCACCAAGCAGGACCGACUCCACAGAGUCUGCUUUCCAAAAAGACUGUCAUUCCCUGAAAGUUGGUGCAAAUUCAGAUUUUCUGCAGAAGGAGUGAACACAUCACCCAUGGUGAUAUUAAGCUUUCAGUGUUGUCAAUUUCUUUGAAAGAAAUAUGGUCCCUUUGAGAAUUUACAAAAUCAGAUUAUCUGAACGAUGCUUAAGUUAUCAGUAAAAAGCAGCACUAACAGGAUAGCUCAUUGUUCCACAGACCCCGAUAUUUUGUGCUGUUUUGACUCCCAACUCACUGGUCAUAUAUCAAAAUUUGCCCAGAGUCUGCUCAAAGAAAGUUUAAUGAUCAAUGGCUCCUGACCAUGUUCGUAUCCUACCAUUCAUUCAUCAACACAACUAAACACUCCUGUGAUAAAUUACACGAGAAGCAGUUGCAUGAAUAUCUGUGAACACCUGAGCUAGCAGUGACAGACUGUAAAUGGAAAAGGGACCCCGGCGCAAGAUGGACUCAGCUGCCGGUAGUGGUGACAGUUAUGAAAGAAGAAAUUAGCAGUAGGGGUGGUCUUGACUCACACUGAGCUAUUUAUUUUGUGCCUUCUGUUAGCGGAUGCCUCUUCUGACACUUCUCAAUUAAGAGGAUUCGCCUCACUGGUGCUCGGAAAUAACGCUCAGCUUCACAAGAAGGGGGAUCCCGUGAACGGAUGGGCGCUUAUUAAUUAAAUGCUUUUAUGUGACUUAAAUGGCUUGGAAAAUAAUCACACUGAACCAUGAAUGAGGUCAGCUUAAAGAGCUGAAACUGUCAUGCUUUUCUGCUGAAAAAGCAGAGUUGUCAUUUUACUGGGUCAUGCACAUAUUUUUCUUUUGCUGUUUAUGUAUUUAUUGAUUUAUAAUGGUUAUAUUUUCAUAGCAGAAGCACCACACACUGCUGUGUAUAUGUCUAAAGCUAUAGCUCUAGUUUAUUUGCAGAACAUACUCAGAUGUGUUUGACUAUUAAGGAAGUGAGGUCUCUCAAGUAGUCAGGAGCAGUCAGUAUUUUACCUGCUGUUGACAGCUGUCUGACUCAAUCACCCAGCUAAUCACAGUAGACCAAAAAUUAAAGAGGAUCUUACACAAAUUUUGAAGCCGUGAUGUGAAUGAUAUGCUACCUUUCAUUACCUUUGAGUUAGUAAAGCUCUAUUAGAUCCAAGGUGUGGAUUAAGACCCCAAGGAAGAUGUUUUUUGUGACAUAUUUUUAAAACCAGACCCAUAUGUAUCUUCAAGGUUUACAAAACUGUAGUAUAUGCCAUGUGCAUUAUUUUAAUGAUCUAACAACUCUGGGUUGCCUCUACAAAACAUUUCCACCAUUAGCAAUAAUAUUCACAGUGGAAGAGAGACUGUAUUAGCUGCUGCCUCUUCCUGUCAGUAUCUGUCCUGCUGAAAGCAGCUGAAAUACUAGUUCUUCAAUAUUUUGACAUUCAAAGCAAGUUUAUGCAAGUUUUUCUAUAUUUUUCCACUCAUAGAGUCUUAAAGAAGAUGUAAGAUAGAGUAAAAAUGCUAUCACAAGCUAACCACUUGAGCAAACUAAGCCACAUGAGCCAAAUAUGUCUGCAAAAACAAAAUGAUAUUCUGCAGAAACCACAGGUUUGACUAAAUGUGUCAUAGUCAAACAAAUGUUUGCUGUAGUAUUCAUCUCUAAUGAGUGACUAAAGUGAGGCAUGCAGAAUACUUUUGUGGACCUUAUAAUACUGAUGAAAUUCAAUGUUCUGUUUUACUGCACUAUAACUCUGCUAGACUUUUAAAUAUUGCACAAAUUUUAAUGUUUUUUUCGGUUGGAACUGUUCAGAAAAAUUAAUUUCUGGAAAAGGAACAAAACCUAAUGCAAGAUGACUGUUUACAAAAAUUAUGUGCAUAUUUACACGAACUCUGUAUUUGGCCAGAAAAGCUGCAUGAUAAAAAUGUAAUUGGAUGGAUUUUAAUAUUGCAUGGUUUUGUAACACCAAUGUUAAAUAGGCAGUUAUUAACAAACUGCAGACAAUGUAAAUACCUCCUUCUAUUUACAUAGUGAAGAUAAUGUAGACGUUUAUAAAAUAAUGCAGAUGGAUAAGACGUGCUAUUAAGCUGGCUGAGCUUUACAAUGCAGGUAAGAAGAUGGCUGCUCAUGAUUACUACAUUUUCCCUACUUGGAAAAAAUAUUUACCACUCAACUAUAUCUCAGUUGGACUAGUUUUUUCAGAGCAGAAGAUCAAAAAACACAAGGCCAAAGAUUUCUUGUAUUUUUUAAAAUAAUGUUUCUCUGGAUAUGCAAAAGAUUGAAAGUAAAAAUUAGUCCAAAGGACAUUAAUAUCUUAAUUUUAAGAAACAAUACUAAUAUGCUAAGUAUUAAUUUAAUCACUGCCUUAUAAUAAGUAUAAGUAUCAUUAUGAUUAGCCUCAUAAAUGAUAUUUAUAACCAGAUCAUACAGUUUGUAAUGCCACAGGUGCCUUAUUAUUUUGUUAAUUUUUGCAGGGGUUUUGUACAUUGCUUUGGGUUUUUGAGAUAUCUGUUUUAAUAAAGAUUUCUGUUACUGGUGUCUCCA